This is a messenger RNA of Megachile rotundata (alfalfa leafcutting bee), 1923 nucleotides long. It is a transcript of the gene CPR27, whose product is annotated as cuticular protein 27. Gene Ontology annotation, cellular component: chitin-based extracellular matrix. Gene Ontology annotation, molecular function: structural constituent of chitin-based larval cuticle. NCBI's taxonomy places the organism in Eukaryota, Metazoa, Arthropoda, Insecta, Hymenoptera, Megachilidae. The record is from RefSeq and is a predicted model, not a curated record.
UUUGCCUCAUCAACGACCAGACAUGUAUCUUCCCGUGCUGUGUCUCUUGUUUUGCGUUGGCCUUGCGUUCGCCCAGCACAAUCAAUACGUGACCACGCCGGUGCCCAUUUUGAAGCAAAUCAACAAACACAACGAAGAUGGCAGCUACAGUUACGGAUACGAAGCAGCAGACGGUUCUUACAAAAUCGAGUCAAAAUACCCGACCGGUGAAGUAUACGGAAAAUACGGAUUCGUGGAUGACACCGGAAACGUUCGAGAAGUGGAAUAUGGAGCAUCCAGGCGUGGUUUCGAGCCAGCUGGUCCUGGAAUAAACGUGCCUCCUCCAACCCUAACCGGCAAUAGCAUUGCUAACCCAAACGCACCUGAGGACGACGGUCAAUAUAGGGAGGAUCCUUCUGUUUACUAUACUGAUCCUCGGUACACGAAUGGAGAACGUUAUGAUCCGGCUCCUCGUCAACCUUUGACCUACAAUCCACCGAAACCUCUUCCGGCGCCGAUUUACAACCCUCCAAGGCCUCCACCACAAGUGCAAUACCAGCCAAAGCCGCAAUACCAGCCAGAAUAUCGACCACAAUAUCGAUCGCAGUAUCAACCGCAAUAUCAGGGCCAGCAGCAGUCAUAUCCUAGCGCGCCGAUUCAAAGUGGUCUGCAAGGUCGUCCAGCACCCGUGGAUCCCAACGCUGGUUUAGCCUCUUACACGGUUAAUUACAGGCGAUAGAGAUCCUUUGAUCAUGCUCCAAUGUGUAAAUAAUGAGUUAUUUAUAACGAUUUUCGGAUGCGUUGCAUAGAUUAUAGUUAGGGCCAGUUUUUAUUCAACCAUGACUGCCACGUUAACCACAUUUUGGUGACGCUUAAAUUUUCAUCCCAUUUUCAUUCCAAUUGUUCAUUGAACUAGUUUGAAGUAUUCGUAUCAGCUACUUAAAACUGCGAAUGGUAUAACAAAAUAUUAGACAAGGUUUAUUAAAAGUGAAAAUAAAUCAAAUUUUCAACUGCUUCAGUACGGUAGUCAAAUUUAAUUUUCAUAUCGAAAUGAUCUGUUUUCAAAGUUGAAGCGGCCCUGUACGGUUUAAAGUAUUACAGUUUUCAUUUUUAGGGACAGUUAAUGUUUAAAGGAUAGAAGGAAUUUUAAUCGAAUGUGUGAUGUUUGUUGUUCAAUAUAUCGAAUGAUAAAAUUGUUAGUGGUUUUAGCGUUCAUAUGUUGGGUUUCGAUCUCUCCAAAUCCAAGUUAUUGACUUCGACCAUGAUAGUAUUCCUUUUAGAAUUUUACUGAAAAGAAUUAUAAAAGGUAUUAUAGUUUAUAUCACAAUGUUGCAAAUAUGUUAACACUAAUGUUUUUAUUAUUCAAAGUACCAAAUACUUCACAUUGCUUGGUUUCAAGUAUUUUUUCUGUUACAAACAAGUUUACUGCACAUAUUUCUCCUUUAAAUGUUAACCAGUUAGACAUAAUGUCGAUCAUGCACUGAGAACAUUUCACUUAAUUUUACUUUCAACUUCAUGGAUUUUAUUAGAAUUCCUGUUCGUAGUCUUCGCUUUUCUCCGUAACUUGUACAAUUAGUAGCAAGUUAUUCACAUAAAUUUGCUUAUUAUUAGUAUAUUAGUGGUUUGAAGAUGAAGUUACAAGGUGCAUAUAACUUUCUGACAAUUUUCAGUCCCAACUGUAUUCACGUAUAAGAUCUUAGCUCUGCACGUUUUCCGUAAUUCUGACCUUUCUUCCUUUUUGAACACAUUGCGACGCUACUAUGAUUCCUCUGCGAAAUUCUACCUCUUCAUCUUUCUACCUCUUCUCUUACCAGUUCUGUUUGCUCUUCUACCUCUUAAGACUUCCACGAUUUAGUUACAUUCACACUUUUCAUUGUUUACACUAUCAUUACACGUUUCCUACCCUCUUACGUUCACGUGUACAGAUGUUAACCCACGAGUUGG